AUGCUGAGACGUCCAAAACAAAAGAUACACUUGAAAAUCACAGACCACGUCGACGCAAAAGAGCUAAAGGAGUUCCUCGUUACGCAGAUGAAGACCCCAGAGGUCAUGGAAAUAGCCGGCAAGGAUGCCAUGACUCACGAAAAUCUCUGUACGACGAUGGCCCUUCAAUUCCAUAUGGGCAGACUCUUAUCGGAUAUCGGACCUGUUUCUGACUUGGAGCUCCUUGAGAUCACGCAUACUAAUGUGGUAGCCAUCAACGCCCAUCUUGGUCGAGAGCCAGGUCCCGCUGUCGACACCGAGUAUUUCGACUUUGAUGACUAUCGUGCUUGCCUUGCUGUGAGCAAGAGCUGGAAGGCAAAGUUCGGAAUGAAAGGGGCAAUGGCUUAA
Messenger RNA from Fusarium subglutinans, 387 nucleotides. RefSeq lists its product as uncharacterized. Lineage: Eukaryota; Fungi; Ascomycota; Sordariomycetes; Hypocreales; Nectriaceae. The record is from RefSeq and is a predicted model, not a curated record. Bases 1 to 387 code for a protein of 128 amino acids. The transcript has 2 exons.